Messenger RNA from Calypte anna (Anna's hummingbird), 2464 nucleotides. RefSeq names its product sulfotransferase family 4A member 1 (gene SULT4A1). Gene Ontology annotation, cellular component: cytoplasm. Gene Ontology annotation, molecular function: sulfotransferase activity. The record is from RefSeq and is a predicted model, not a curated record. Gene Ontology annotation, biological process: sulfation. The coding region runs from base 97 to 951 and encodes 284 amino acids. Lineage: Eukaryota; Metazoa; Chordata; Aves; Apodiformes; Trochilidae. The transcript has 7 exons.
GGGCGGUCCGGGGGCAGGGGCUGCCGCGCUGAGCCGCGCCCGCCGCUCGCCUGCCCGCCCGCCGGAGCGGCCGCCACCCCUGCGCCAGGGAAGAGGAUGGCGGAGAGCGAGGCCGAGACCCCAAGCACGCCCUGCGAGUUCGAGAGCAAGUACUUCGAGUACAAUGGGGUGCGGCUGCCGCCCUUCUGCCGGGGGAAGAUGGAGGAGAUCGCCAAUUUCCCGGUGAGGGACAGCGACGUCUGGAUUGUCACCUACCCUAAAUCAGGCACAGGCUUGCUACAGGAAGUGGUGUAUCUCGUGAGUCAGGGAGCUGAUCCAGAUGAGAUUGGACUAAUGAAUAUAGAUGAACAGCUUCCAGUCCUAGAGUACCCUCAGCCUGGUCUGGACAUCAUUAAGGAAUUGACAUCUCCUCGCCUUAUAAAAAGCCACCUACCAUAUCGGUUUUUGCCUUCAGACCUCCAUAAUGGCAAUUCAAAGGUAAUAUACAUGGCUCGUAACCCCAAAGACCUGGUGGUAUCUUAUUACCAGUUUCACCGCUCCCUAAGGACCAUGAGCUACAGAGGAACAUUUCAGGAGUUCUGCAGAAGGUUUAUGAAUGACAAGUUAGGAUAUGGUUCGUGGUUUGAACAUGUGCAAGAGUUUUGGGAACAUCAUAUGGAUGCCAAUGUACUUUUUCUCAAGUAUGAAGAUAUGCAUAAGGACCUAGCAACAAUGGUUGAGCAACUGGUGAGGUUCUUAGGAGUUUCUUAUGACAAAGCACAGUUGGAAUCCAUGGUGGAACACUGCCAUCAACUCAUUGAUCAGUGCUGUAAUGCAGAAGCACUUCCCGUUGGCAGGGGACGAGUUGGGCUAUGGAAAGACAUCUUCACUGUUUCCAUGAAUGAGAAAUUUGAUUUAGUUUAUAAACAGAAGAUGGGAAAAUGUGACCUCACAUUUGAUUUUUAUUUAUAAAAAAAAUGCAUGCAUACAAUAUCCAAAUAAGCUAAAAGUGCUUUAUGCAUUCAUUUAUUACCUGCUGGACAAACUACUGUAGCUAUUAUGUGUAACAAGAGUUAAAGAAAGAAAAACAAUCUAAGUAAAUCAUAUCAGAUACAAUUAUCUUUGAUCCUAAACAGCUGUUUAUCUUCUGGUAUUUAAUCUGUAUUCACAUGCAAGAACUUCUAGACAAUACUAGAAUAUUCAGCUGUUACGGAAUGUAUUAUAGACAUAUAAGGUAUGUAUCAUAUAUGCAACUAGAAUGUACACCUUUUCAGCCCCACAUUGAUUAUGUGUUUUAUAAAAGCUUUUCACUAGAAUCUAAAUAAAUGUCCAUAAACCAAAUAGAAAUUAUUUCAGAGGGAAACAAGUAACAGGCCAAAACUGUAUGCUAGAAUGAUCUCAGGGGUUAAUCGUCACAUUAUUUUUAUAGCAGGUAUCCCAUUCCAGAAUAAUAACUGAUCAAAGUGGGGUUCACAUUAGGUUCUGCACACACUUAGCUGUAUAAUUUGAGUAGGUUCUGUGCACUGGCAUACUCUGCAAGACAGGCCUUGUUAUGAAAUGCAGCUGUGAUAGUCACUCUAAUCCCAGACCCCACCCAGGCUUUCAUGGAUGACAGGCACACCUGUCUUCCUGAUGGAUGAAGUUCAGCUUCAUGUGGAAGGUCAGCGAACAGAAGCUUCUUGAGUCCCCAACUCUAAUUCAGCCCCUCAAAAUUGGGCUUAAAAGUAAGACAUCCAGUGUGGGGUCUUAAAGAAUCAGUCUCUGGCCCAAUAUCUUUUCUAAGUAGAUGUGAGUUUCACCUGUUAGAUUCAGUAAGAGCAGAAAAGGUGCUGGGUAUCCUGUGGCUGCACUGGAAGGGCACUCAGCACUGUCUAUGGUUGUACUACUGGACUCUGCCAGACCUAAAUGCAAGACAGGGCAGUGUAAGCAGGCGGGGGAAACUGCAGCACUGAAGUUUAAAAAUGUGCCACCAGGUGGGAGUAUUGCACAAAUAUUAACGUAGAAUACAGUUUUAGUAAUUUAGCCAUGACAGGUCUGGAUUAUAAUCGGGAUUCAAGUUUAUUUCUGUAUCUUUUUUUUAUUCUCUAUGAUAGGUACACAAAUGGCCUGAAGCAGGCUCCUGUCGUGAUAAAACUCUCCUGAAUUACUUUAUUGUUCCACUAGGUAAUGACAUCUGUGCUUUUUAGGCUAUCAGCUGCAGGAGGUGCAUUUUUGCUAGCCAGAUAUUCGGGCUCACCAAAAGCCAUGAGGAAGGGCUAGCAGAUUUUUAGUGUUUCAGUUCUGUUGGGAAACUGUCAGUUGAGCAACUGGCAAGUGGUGUAGCAUGAUGUGGCUUAACAGCACUUUUCCUUGUAUAUUUGUGAGUGAAAAUGCUUUCAGUGAAAUUUUAUUUCUAUUUUUAUAUUUUUAGUACUGUAUGAAUAUUAAGCACUACACAUUAUACUUCUGUGCUUGCUUGCUUAUUGAAUAAAAGAUGUGUUCCAUG